AUGGAAAUCACGGUGAGCCCUGCGGCGGGGGCCGACUCCGCGACCGACUGGAGAGCCCCGUACCUUGACUACCUUGUCCACGGCACGCUCCCGGCUGACAAAACAGAAGCCCGCAGGAUCGCGCGCCGUGCAAAAUCCUUCACCAUCAUCGACCAGGAGCUCUACAAGAGAAGCCACACUGGGAUCCUCCAGCGCUGCAUCCCGAUCGAGCAGGGAAAGGCGCUGAUCCAGGAUAUCCACACCGGGGCUUGUGGUCACCACGCUGCGCCAAGGACGCUUGUGGGCAACGCCUUCCGACAAGGUUUUUACUGGCCAACCGCGGUCGCGGAUGCUACCCAGGUAGUCCGCACCUGUGAAGGAUGCCAGUUCUUUGCCCGCCAAACUCACCUGCCCGCGCAGGUGUUGCAAACCAUCCCCAUUACGUGGCCAUUCGCGGUCUGGGGGCUGGACCUAUUCACUGGGAAGAGAUUUCUUCAAUUCUGCGACGACCACCACAUUCGAGUGGAUUGGGCGGCAGUGGCGCACCCCCGCACGAACGGGCAAGUCGAGCGAGCCAACGGCAUGAUACUCCAGGGUCUCAAGCCACGGAUCUUCGAUCGCCUUAAAAAGUUCGGCGGACGGUGGGUUGCGGAGCUCCCAGCGGUCCUCUGGAGCUUGAGGACGACCCCUAGUCGGGCGACGGGGUUCACCACGUUCUUCAUGAUCUACGGUUAUGCAUAA
Setaria italica (foxtail millet) is the source of this 720-nucleotide messenger RNA. RefSeq lists its product as uncharacterized. The transcript is spliced from 3 exons. The record is from RefSeq and is a predicted model, not a curated record. Bases 1 to 720 code for a protein of 239 amino acids. NCBI's taxonomy places the organism in Eukaryota, Viridiplantae, Streptophyta, Magnoliopsida, Poales, Poaceae. Gene Ontology annotation, molecular function: nucleic acid binding.